Messenger RNA from Manis javanica (Malayan pangolin), 2536 nucleotides. It is a transcript of the gene GTPBP4, whose product is annotated as GTP binding protein 4. NCBI's taxonomy places the organism in Eukaryota, Metazoa, Chordata, Mammalia, Pholidota, Manidae. The record is from RefSeq and is a predicted model, not a curated record. Gene Ontology annotation, molecular function: GTP binding.
AGUCCCGCCUGUCGGAAGUCCUGCCCGCCCAUCGGUCCCGUCCCGCGUGUCCGGCAGUCAGCAUGGCGCACUACAACUUCAAGAAAAUCACUGUGGUCCCGUCUGCCAAGGACUUUAUUGACCUGACAUUAUCGAAGACUCAACGCAAGACUCCAACGGUUAUUCAUAAACAUUAUCAAAUUCAUCGCAUUAGACAUUUUUACAUGAGGAAAGUCAAAUUUACUCAGCAGAAUUACCAUGACAGACUCUCUCAGAUUCUAACGGAUUUCCCCAAAUUGGAUGAUAUCCAUCCGUUUUAUGCUGAUUUGAUGAACAUUCUUUAUGACAAGGAUCAUUACAAGCUGGCCCUAGGACAAAUAAAUAUUGCCAAAAACCUGGUGGACAAUGUUGCUAAAGAUUAUGUGCGGCUUAUGAAAUACGGUGAUUCUCUCUAUCGCUGCAAGCAGCUGAAGCGUGCUGCCCUUGGGCGAAUGUGUACUGUUAUCAAAAGGCAGAGGCAGAGUUUGGAGUAUUUGGAACAAGUGCGUCAGCAUUUGUCCCGUCUGCCAACCAUUGAUCCAAACACGAGGACCCUGCUGUUGUGUGGGUACCCAAAUGUUGGCAAGUCCAGCUUCAUCAAUAAGGUGACAAGGGCAGAUGUGGAUGUGCAGCCCUACGCGUUCACCACCAAGUCUCUGUUCGUGGGGCACAUGGAUUACAAGUAUCUGCGUUGGCAGGAAUUGUACACUUCCCCCAGUGCCUUGCUGGUUUUGUCGAUCAUGUGGGAGACCAGUAUUUCAUUGGUCGUAGACACUCCAGGGAUUUUGGACCAUCCUCUGGAGGAUCGGAACACCAUCGAAAUGCAGGCCAUCACGGCCCUGGCCCACCUGCGUGCUGCGGUCCUCUACGUGAUGGACGUGUCUGAGCAGUGCGGGCAUGGCUUGAGGGAGCAGCUGGAGCUCUUUCAGAACAUCCAACCCCUCUUCAUCAACAAGCCUCUUAUAGUCGUAGCAAACAAAUGUGACGUGAGGAGAAUAGCUGAGCUUUCUGAAGAUGACCAGAAAAUAUUUGCAAAUUUGCAGGCAGAAGGAUUUCCUGUGGUGGAGACCAGCACCCUGACGGAAGAGGGAGUCACCCAAGUGAAAACAGAGGCCUGUGACAGGCUUUUGGCUCAUCGGGUUGAAACCAAAAUGAAAGGAAACAAAGUGAAUGAGGUGCUGAACAGGUUGCACUUAGCUGUCCCAAACAAGAGGGAUGACAAGGAGAGGCCCCCUUUCAUCCCAGAAGGAGUUGUGGCACGCAGGAAGAGAAUGGAAACUGGGGAGCAUGAGAGGAAGAGGGAACGAGACCUUGAACUGGAGCUGGGAGAUGACUACAUUUUGGAUCUUCAGAAAUACUGGGAUAUAAUGAAUUCAUCUGAAAAAUGUGAUAAGAUACCUGAGAUCUGGCAGGGCCAUAAUAUAGCUGAUUACAUUGAUCCUGACAUCAUGCAGAAACUAGAAGAGUUAGAAAAAGAAGAGGAGCUAAGAACAGCUGCUGGGGAGUAUGACAGUGAGUCUGAAAGUGAGGAUGAAGAAAUGGUGGAAAUCCGACAGCUGGCAAAACAAAUUAGAGAAAAGAAGAAGCUGAAGAUUCUGCAAUCCAAAGAGAAGAAUACACAGGGACCCAGAAUGCCUCGGACGGCUAAGAAGGUUCAGCGGAAAGUGUUGGAGAAUGAGAUGCGCACUCUUGGAGUUGACAUGGAUGAUAAGGACAGUGCGCAUUAUGCAGUCCAGGCCAGAAGGUCUCGGAGUGUGACCAGGAAAAGGAAGCGGGAAGACUCAGUCCCACCCAGUUCAGCAGCCCGGAGCCACAGCUGCUCUCGAGUGCCACGUGACAUCUCAGGGCUCCGGGAUGGCAAGAUGGUGAAGAAAGCCAAGACGAUGAUGAAGAGUGCACAGAAGAAGAUGAAUCGCUUGGGGAAGAGGGGGGAGGCAGACAGGCAUGUGUUUGAUAUGAAGCCAAAGCACCUGCUCUCUGGAAAGAGGAAAGCUGGAAAAAAGGACAGGAGAUAAGUGUCCAUUGCAACCUAAACUGUUUCUUGUUUGGGUCUGGUAUGGUUUCACAAAAGUGAGGCUUGAUCUAUGAACUGCAAAUAAUGAAAUAGCUAAAGUUUGUAACUAUAUAACUAUACAAGUGUGGCAAAUUCUUACCACUGUACAUACUACAUGUUUUGGUUAGACAGUGGUUUCUGCAUUAAUGGAGUUUUGAUUGCUUUAGAUUUGCAGAAGUGGAGAUUUAUUGAUUUGACUGUUUUUGAUGGGGAAGAUCUUACUCUCUUCUGAUCUGUGGUUCAGUGUACCUGAACAGUCUUUUUUUGCAGAGAAAACAUAUCCACUUACCAUGGCCUGAAGGCUACCAGCUCUGCCCUGCAGACAUAAGUACACAUGAGUUAUGGGGUAUUGAAGCUCCAGCCUAAAUUAUUUUCUAGUCUUUGUCUACAAUGUAUGAACCACUGUAGUCUGUCUGCAAUUAUUUUAUCCAAAAUAAAUUUCCAAAAUAAAGUAUAUUCACUUUU